AUGAAAAUUUCCAGCCUUUUAUUGUUGGUCUGUUUAAUGACCAUUUUUGCUGUAUCCUCAACUUUGGCUGAUGAAGUUGAAUUGGAAAAUAACAAGCCAAUUAACUAUAGAAAUAGAGUAUUGGUUGUUGUUGAAAGUACACAAAUUAAGACUACCCACUCCAGAUUGUUCGAUGAAUUGAAGAAGGCUGGUUUCUCUGUUGAAAUCAAGUUGGCUUUUGACUCCAUCUCCUUGAUAAAGUAUGGCGAAAAUGUUUAUGAUCAUUUGCUCAUCAUGGCUCCAAAGGCUAAGAGACUUGGUGGUGAUUUGGAUGACCCAAGAAAGAUUUUGGAAUUUAUUGAUAGAGGACACAAUGUUUUCAUUGUUGCAAGCGAAGAUGGUUUGACUCAAAACCUCAGAAAGGUUGCCAUUGAAAGUGGUAUUGAAUUGGAUGAUGAUGGUACCAAUGUUAUUGAUCACUUUAACUAUGAUGUUAAACUUGAUUCUGACAAGCACACCACCAUUGUUAUCAAGGAUGAAAAGCAAUUUGCUUGUAAGAAGACAAACAUUUUGGGAAGUGCUCUCUCCAAGUUCUCCACACAACCAGUUUUGUUCAGAGGUUUGGGUAUGCUCCUUAAGCCACAAAACAAGUUAUUGGUUCCAAUCUUGUCUGGUGCUUCUACCUCUUAUUCUUACUCUACUUCCGAUGAAAGAGUCCAAACUGAACCUUUGGUUAAGGGAAGAGAAACUGUUCUCAUUGGUGCUAAUCAAGCUCGUAAUGGUGCUAGAUUGACUAUCUGUGGUUCUAUGGAUUUGCUCUCAAAUCAAUUCUUUGAUGCUUCCAUCACUCAAUUCAGUUUGGAUGGUAAUGCCAAGACUUUUGCUGCUUCUGGUAAUGCUCUCUUCUCUAUUGAACUUAUUAGAUGGGCUUUCCAAAGCAGAGGCUUGUUGAGACAUACUAAGGUUCAUCACUAUUUGGCUGAUGACGUAACUAAGACUCAACCAACUGCUUACAGAGUUGGUCAAGAAUUGACUUAUACUGUUUCCAUUGAAGAAUGGAAUGGUAGAGAUUGGGUUCCAUAUGUUACUGAUGAUAUUCAACUUGAUUUCAUCAUGCUCCACCCAUAUCAAAGAGUUUUCUUGAAGUUUGACGAAAAGGCUCAAAAGUACAGCGCUACUCUUAAGGCUCCUGAUACUUAUGGUGUAUUCAAGUUUGUUGUUGAUCAUAGAAGACAUGGUUUCAACCAAUUGAUCUUUGCUGAUCAAGUUACUGUUAGACCAAUGCACAUUAACGAAUUUGAACGUUUCGUUCCAGCUGCUUACCCAUAUUAUACUUCAGUUUUCGUCAUGAUGGGUGCUUUCGUCGUUUUUGUCAUUGUUUUGACUUUCACUGCCGAACCAAAAGAUAAGCAAAAGACUGAAUAAAUCAUUUUAAGAUUUUACUCUUC
Molecule: messenger RNA, 1427 nt
Organism: Naegleria gruberi
Lineage: Eukaryota; Heterolobosea; Eutetramitea; Acrasida; Naegleriidae
Product: dolichyl-diphosphooligosaccharide-protein glycosyltransferase
Exons: 2
Coding region: 1-1404 (467 amino acids)
Cellular component (GO): endoplasmic reticulum membrane; oligosaccharyltransferase complex
Source: RefSeq, a predicted model, not a curated record